Molecule: messenger RNA, 1719 nt
Organism: Bombyx mori (domestic silkworm)
Lineage: Eukaryota; Metazoa; Arthropoda; Insecta; Lepidoptera; Bombycidae
Gene: Dus1
Product: tRNA-dihydrouridine(16/17) synthase [NAD(P)(+)]-like
Exons: 7
Coding region: 280-1671 (463 amino acids)
Biological process (GO): tRNA processing
Molecular function (GO): tRNA dihydrouridine synthase activity; flavin adenine dinucleotide binding
Source: RefSeq, a predicted model, not a curated record
GGAAUUUCUUAUUUUCUCCCACAAAUGUUUAAAAGUCUAAGUAACAGUGAUUUAAUUACAGUUUAUUCCUUUCCGUUUCCCUUUUUGUAAAACUGACUUGGCUUUGACCUUUGGUUACAAGUGUAUGGUUGUAUGGGCUACGUUCCCACUGCUUGUCUGGCAGAGGAAUCAAUAAAAAAAUGCUGACAUUAUGUCAUUGUGUCACAAAUCACAAUGAUUGUGAAUUGAGCAUUAUCGUACAAAAAAAUAAUAAUUCGCCUCGUAAAUAAUAAUUACAUAAUGGCUAACUGGAUUUUUGAGUUAAAUAAUCCACAAUUUGUUGUGGCGCCUAUGGUUGAUGCUAGCGAACUAGCUUGGCGCCUACUCUGUAGACGGCAUGGUGCAAAUUUGUGCUACACUCCUAUGUUACAUAGUAAUGUUUUUACAAAAGAUGCUAAAUACAGGAAAGACAACCUAGUUACUUGUGAAGAAGAUCGUCCUUUAAUAGUACAGUUUUGCGGUAACAACCCUGAAAUUAUGGCAUCAGCUGCAAAAUUAGCUGAAGAAUAUUGUGAUGCUAUAGACAUCAACCUUGGAUGUCCUCAAUCUAUUGCUAAAAGAGGAAGAUAUGGAUCCUUUCUUCAAGAUGACUGGGAAUUAUUGAAAGAGAUCGUGACUGCAAUGUCCAAGGCUGUUUCCAUACCAAUCACAUGUAAAGUGAGAAUAUUUGAAGAUAUUGACAAAUCAGUAAAUUAUGCCAAGAUGCUAGAAGCAUCUGGAUGUAAACUCCUAACAGUUCAUGGAAGAACAAGAGAGCAGAAAGGGCCUUUGACUGGCAUUGCUAGUUGGAAACAUAUAAAAGCUAUAAGGGAGUCUGUAUCAAUACCUAUGCUUGCAAAUGGUAAUAUUCAGUGUCUCGAAGAUGUAUACAGGUGUAUAGAAUAUACCAAAGUUGAUGGCGUAAUGAGUGCAGAGGGAAUUCUUACAAAUCCUGCUCUGUUUGAAGGUAUUAACCCAGUCACUUGGGAAUUGGCAGAAGAGUAUUUAGAAUUAGUUUACAGGUAUCCCUGCCCCUCAUCUUAUGUUAGAGGACAUCUAUUCAAAAUUUUCCAUAAAAUUUUCACCUUUGAUGAGAACAAUGAUGACCGACAAUUACUUGCUACAGCUCAGAACAUAAAUGACUUCAAGAAAGUUUGUGAAAAUCUAAAAAAUAAAUAUCAACCUUAUCAAGAAGGGAAAAUACAUUAUGAAGAUGAAGAAAAUAUAUCCAGGACAGGGUACAAUUUAAUUUUACCACCAUGGAUAUGUCAACCUUAUGUGAGAAUGUCACCAGAAGCACAUACACAGAAAAUGCACGAGCUAAGUAAAAAUCAGAACAAUCAGGAAUGUAAAAGAAUUAAUGAAGACCAAGAUGGAAAUCAUAUAUCACGUAAGAAAAUGAAAAAGAUGAAACGGAUGAUGCGAAGACCUCAGAAAGCAGAUCAAAACCAGAAUGGGCGAAAUGGAGAUAUUUGUUUCAAUGAUAAAUGUCCUAAUCCUCUGGGCGGUAAAUGUACAUACAAAUUAUGUAAAAAAUGUUGUAAAAAUAAGUGUUACGAAGAAGACUUGGAUUGUAGAGGUCACAGGAUACUUGUUCAUACUAGAAGAGAAAUUGCCAAAUUAUUUGCAAAUAAAAAUACUGAGGAGACGUAGCUGUUAAGAUAUUUUUUUUGAAAUAAAUUGACUACCUGAUUAUUGAAA